AUGGUGACCAUCACGAUCAGUAAGGGGCAGCUCGCGUGGGCGGUCAUCCUGAUCGUGUGCGCGUUCUACGGGGGGGCGACCCAGGAUGUCCGUUCCUUCGUGGUUUUCGUCGUGCACGUCUGCCUGUUGUGGCUGCAGGUGAAGUUCUGCAGGUGGUGCGGCUUCUGUGGACGGCGGCAGAAUGCGGCGGCGCCAGCAGCCAUUGAGCCCACCGCUCAACCGUGGCAGCUGCAGAAGCGAAAGCGCCUGAGUACUUGCUACCUGCUGUGGCUGAUAGGCGGGCCCGUGAGCAACGCGCACCAUUUCUACCUCGGGCGAGUGGUGCACGGGCUCUUCGGCAUCUGGACCGCGAACCUACUCGGCAUCGGUUGGCUAUCUGACCUUUUCUUGAUGCCGCUCUACGUGCGGGGCUUCAACUCCAAGUACGCCGCGCAAAAUGCCGAGAAGGACGGCACGCGCUGGCUGUUGUGCGGCCGGUUGCCGCUGAUGCUUCUCGCAGUAGUCGCGUCACUCGUCGGUGGCUUCUGCUACACGCCGUGGCUGCUCCAGCGAGUCGGUGUCGUGGAUAUUGACCGCCUGAGUGCGCAGACGCAGGUCAACCCGUACAAGGUCCUGGAACUGCCGCGGGGCGGUGCGAUGACCGACGUAAAGAGUGCCUACCGCAGGCUCAGCAAAGAGUGGCACCCAGACCACAACCCGAACUGUGGCAAGCGUUGCGACGACAAGAUGGCCGAGAUCAACAAGGCGUUCGACGCCAUCAAGAAGCGGCAGGCGCCCCUGCCAGAGGACAACACUUGGGGGCACAUGGUCGAGCACACUCUGGAGGACGACUCAGACUGGGGCCACGUGAUGCGGGCGCUGUUCCAGGACGGCCCCGACUGA
This is a messenger RNA of Prorocentrum cordatum, 882 nucleotides long. NCBI's taxonomy places the organism in Eukaryota, Dinophyceae, Prorocentrales, Prorocentraceae. The record is from the annotation of a GenBank genome assembly.